AUGCCAAAGAGAAGAUCCGGCAGAGACAACGGUGGUGAAUCGAGAGUGCUCUUCAGGUUCCCAGGGCUCCAUAAAGAUGUUGUGAAGGCAGUCUCUGGUGAAAUGGCGUCGCCACGGUUCCACGGCCGCGGUAGCAACCAGACCCCCAACCGGGAAUACUCGACCCACGUCAUGGGCAGAUUCGAGUGCAAAAACAGUGCCUGUUCUUCGGGUGGCUGGGCCAGCAAGAAGAUCGCAAUAGUGAUCAAGGGGUUUCCCGACAAUGGAUACAACGCAGAGGUCUAUAACCAGCGAUGCAAGUUCUGCGACAAGCUCGGUACGCUCAUAUUGGACAAGGAAUCAUAUGUUGAACGAGUUGCAUACAGAAUCAAAAGAUGGGCAGGCGUAGAGGUGGAGCACCCACACUAUGGGCCAAAGAAGGGUCUCCCCCAUGAGAGCGCUCAUUGCGAGGGCUGCAAGAGAGGUGUGUGUCGAGAGACGAGUGGUUGA
Molecule: messenger RNA, 489 nt
Organism: Exophiala spinifera
Lineage: Eukaryota; Fungi; Ascomycota; Eurotiomycetes; Chaetothyriales; Herpotrichiellaceae
Exons: 1
Coding region: 1-489 (162 amino acids)
Source: RefSeq, a predicted model, not a curated record